Camellia sinensis is the source of this 1931-nucleotide messenger RNA. The record is from RefSeq and is a predicted model, not a curated record. NCBI's taxonomy places the organism in Eukaryota, Viridiplantae, Streptophyta, Magnoliopsida, Ericales, Theaceae.
UGUUUUUCAAGGAAACAAACCAAACAAACCCAAAUCUUUCCUCUCUCACCUCUCCCUUUCGCUCUUCUCUGGUUCAUCUUUUCUGUUACGGUAUGGCUCUAAGAACCCUAGAAUCUUCUCUUUGAAUCUGUCGUCUCUUGCUCUAGAAGGGUUCUUGAAGAUUUCUGACUUCUCCAGUAGCUUACUGGUUUGAAAGAGUUCUCAUUGAAGAGGUCCUCAAUUUCAUCAUAUUUACGUACAAGUAGAGAGAGAGAGAGAGAGAGAGAGAGAGAGAGAGAGAGAGAGAUUGUGAAGGCGAGAGAGAGAGAGACAGAUCGCGAUCGUCUGGGAUGUUCGAUCGACUGAUGGAGCUUGGAGCUUCGAUCUGAGAGAGACAGAUCGCGAUCGUGUGGGGUGUUCGAUCGACUGAUGGAGCUUGGAGCUUCGAUCUUCAACUGGAUUCAUGGAGCUUCGAUCUUCGACAGAGAGGGAGAGAGAGAAUUGUACAGAGAUGGCCAUCUCCAUCUCUGCUUCUAACCAUGCAAUCUGGGAAGAAAUCGAACGUUCUGAAAGCUACCUUGUUUCCUGCAUGUAUGAGGAAGCAACAUCAAUUGCCUCUUCUGUUCUAAGGGAUUUAUGUCAUAAUAAGUUCAUUAAAGCUGGAGAAGAAACUCAAUUGAAUGACAUGUUGGAAUCAGCCAGUAUGGUGCUAGUUCAAUCCUGGAAGGAGCUUAGGAGGACACAAGACAUAUUAAAUGAGCUUUUGCUGUUGUUUGGUUCAGUCACUGACAUUCCUGUUCAAGUUUUUCUAGCUGGGGUGUGUUUUCAGAUAUCGGAAGGUCCUUGUUCGGGGACUCAAGAAUUUCUUGAGGAAUUUCUUAGCAAGUGGAGAUUUUUGGAUGAACGAUACUAUGUUCUUGCAAGUUUAGAAUCAAAUAUGGAUUAUAUGGAAGGAUCUAGUGGUUCUUUUUUGCUAGAAGUUGACAAGUACUUGGAAGUUGUUGAAGUCUAUGUUAUAACACUUCUUGGGAUGGUUUUGAGAGACAUAGACCAUGCUAUCUGUUGGGUUGAGAAAGCCACAUUACCUGAGGAAAAGCGACAGGACCUUUUGAGGAGAUUACACUCUCUUUAUUCUCCCAAGGCCCAUGUAUCAUCACAAGGUUCUGUCGUAGCUUUGCCAGGUGACAAACAUGAGACUCGUUCUUCUCUAAAACAACAAAACACAUCUGAGGGAUCUCCAGAAGCCUUCAAAGCCUCAUACCCAUUCAAAGGAGGGAAUGAUAUGAAACGAGCAGUUUUAAAAUUGUCUCAAAGAGUUCCAUGCUUUUGGUGGUUCCGUACAAUCACGUUUAAGUUUGGCAAUGGUCAGCUGGUCAUAUCAAAUGGGAAAAUUGUACUUGGCUGUUUUAUGAUUCUCUUGUAUUAUGUUUUGCAGAGGAAGCAAGCCACAUUAAAGAGGAUUUUCAAAAGACAAGCUUUGUCCAUGAAGAAGGCUUUGGUGGACUUGUGGCAGCUUGCCUUUUCUUACCAAGUGAACCCUCUAGCUGCUGUUCAAUCUGUCCCUGCUGCAACCCGUGGGACCCGCUAAUGGUGCCGUGCUGUUUUACUGGACUCUUCUCAAGGCUAUAUGGCAAAUUAGCAAUCAGUAAAUUUUUUUUGUAUUAUUUUAUUUUUUUGAACUGGUAUGGAUAAUUUAUUUUAAGACAAAUUUCACUUUGUCCCUUGUGGACUAAAGUGCACUGUUGCAAUCAGUGUACAUAACAAUAAAAUGUUUACAUCGAGGUCCCUUUUUAGGUAGCUAGUAGUAUGUGGGCUCAAGAAGUUUUUAUGACAGUCCUCAUUGCCAGUGAACGAAAGCAAUGUCAAUAAAUUCUGUGGACCUUUAAUCUGCUGUUUCUCAAUAGUGCAUCAAAUUUGUAGCAGAUGACUGGGCUUGCUACUAGCUUUUCUAA